Colletotrichum destructivum is the source of this 1695-nucleotide messenger RNA. Its product is annotated as Putative cytochrome P450. NCBI's taxonomy places the organism in Eukaryota, Fungi, Ascomycota, Sordariomycetes, Glomerellales, Glomerellaceae. The coding region runs from base 1 to 1695 and encodes 564 amino acids. The record is from RefSeq and is a predicted model, not a curated record. The transcript is spliced from 3 exons. Gene Ontology annotation, molecular function: oxidoreductase activity, acting on paired donors, with incorporation or reduction of molecular oxygen; iron ion binding; heme binding.
AUGGAAUCAGCCAACGCUUCGAAUAGUACGAUAGGUUCCUCGCAUGGACUUUACCAGUCGCUGCAAUGGCAGGGAAUAUCACGCAUCAUCACAUGGCUCAUCCUACCCCUCUUGAGCGUCAUCUUGCUCCGUCGCAUUCUCCGGCGGCGAGAAAAUGAGCCUCCGAGCCUGCCUGGCCUCAUUCCGUACGUCUCAAACACGUAUCAAUACAUCACCGACAACGGCCACUUCCUCGAGAGGGCUAGCGAAGCGCUGAAGAGGAGCAGCAUUGUUAAGUUCAACCUUGGCGCCGAUACUGUAUACCUGGUUGCCGGCUCUCACAAUGUCCAGAAGCUCUUUCGAAACAGCGCCACCAACAGCCUCAGCUCCGACAAAUUCGUCCUCAUGGUCAAUGACCGAGUUCAAGACAUGACAAAAGAAGACGUCGCAAAGCUGCAGAAUGAUCGAUCGGGCCGCCUGAGGAUUCCGGCACCGGGAACGGAGGCUGUGCCCGAGCAUGAGAGGUACUGGGUCGGGCUGCAUCACCUCUUCCACCAGCAUCUGUUCCAAGCAGAGGCGACGGCUCGUCUGGCCAAGUCGUUCAUCACUUUCUUCGGAGAGAAACUCGACCAGCAGCCGCUCGGGGCGUGGGAAACGGUGCAAGUGUUCAAGUACCUCAAGAAAGACAUGGCUGAAGCUGCCACGGUCUCUCUUGCGGGAUGCAAGCUCAUAGAGGACCAUCCGGAAUUUGUGGAUACCCUCUGGGAGUUCGAUACCAUUGCGAUGCAGCUCAUGUACGGCUUGCCGUCGUGGUAUAACCCAAGGCCGAAGCAGAUUCAGCAAAAGGCGCUGGCGAUGAUGAAGGAGUUCCUCACAAACGCCUGGUCGAAGUUCGACUGGAAUGGCCCAGACGCCGACGCCGACUGGGAGCCAAUCUUUGGCUCGAGGCUUCAACGCGAGCACACAAAGUACUGGAAGGAGAAGGGGUUCUCGAUGCAGUCGCGGGCCGGCAUGUACAUUGGAAGCAUCUCGGGGAUCAACUCGAACUCCGUCCCACAAACUGCAUGGGCGGUCAUGGAGGUCGUCAAGGAUGCAGCGCUUCUUAAAAGAGUUAGAGAAGAGUUACAGGAAGCACUUGUCAAGGAUCUCGACAACGGCAGGCCCACGUUCGACGUGCCAAAGCUUGUGACUCUGCCGCUGCUACAGUCGAUUUACGCCGAAACGUUGCGAAUGCAUGUCUCCAUCAACAUCACACGCGAAGUGCUGGAGCCUAUGGAGCUCGAUGGGUAUCUUUUGAGAAAGGGGUCUCUGGUGCAGGCGCCGACACAGAUCGGGCAUCUCGAUGAAGCUGUCUGGGGUGUCGAGGGCCAUCCUGCGUCCGAGUUCUGGGCAGAGCGUCACGUCAGAUACGUCGAGAAAGAAGACGAGACGGGCCAGGUGCGCCAAGUGGGAGAGUUCACCAUGGCCGGACGGCCCAGCGAUUUCUUUCCAUACGGAGGUGGUGUUUCCAUGUGUCCAGGGCGAAACUUUGCCAAGCAGGAGAUCAUGUUGGCUGUCGCCAUGAUUGUGUCACGGUUCGAUAUCGAGUUUGAGGACUGGGUUCAGCCUGAUGGCUCGCACUCAGACCGUCCACCGAUGAAUGAUAAGGCCUAUGUCGGGGCUGGAGCGGUCCCCCCAGACCGAGACGCAAGAUUGAGAUGGAGGAGACUCUGGUGA